CUACAGUCGACGCUGGUUGUGCCGUAAACUGCUGUUCUCUAACUGCUCUCUGUCAUGCACGCAUGGUAGUGCAGCUACGAGGAAUCCGUGCGCCGAUAACACGGAUCUUAGUUUAAUGAUCUAAAGAUAGCUGCUUAAUAAUUGGGUGGCAAAAAUCUACGAUCUCAACGUUUCCGAGAGACACCGCCAAGCGUACUUUUUUUACCGAGUGGGAGCUUCAAGCUCGGCUACGGUGUAUGGCCACCACUACCAUGGAGCAGCUCGGCCAUGUGGAUGACUUGCGUGCCCUGCAGGCAAGCCUGGGUGACUUGACACGAAACCAGGGCCUGCUUUUGGACACAGUGCAGCAGGAAAACAACCGCUUUGCUGACGCGUUGGGGAGCCUUGAUGACGUGCUGCAGCGGGCUCGGGUGUACCAGGCCAAGUUGGUGCGCCUCAAGCGUGACAUGACGGAGUUGCAGCAGCGGAGUAGCCGCCUGCGCAAGCGUGCCUUGCGGCUGCAGCAGCUGAAGCAGAAGGAGGCCCUGCAGGCAGAGCAACAGCGCCAGCGAGACCUGGAGCGCACACGGCAGCUGCAGCCACGUGUGGCCCCACAAUUGGCUCCCCCUUAAAUGAGCCAGCAUAUUUGUAGAUGCUGUGGCUAUGAUGUGAACAGUGCAAGAUGCAGGGAAAAGGAAGGUACCUGCGAAACAUCCAAAUUCAUCAAUCGCCCACCUCUAUGAUAGAUUCACAAAAUGAAGUGAAUAACUGAUCCAGCCUCUAGAUUAAUGCGACAUCUGCACUCAGUAGACCAAUCUCGCCAUGAGUUUCACUAUGGUGACAUGUUGGGCUUGUUAGUGUGUCAUAUGAGAGAGAGUAAAGUGUUUGGUACAGGUCACAAGAGCGACACCAGGCGCACACACGGUGCUAACUUUCACAAGCAUCUUAUUGUCAGGAUCAGAGCUAUUGUGCCAUUGCUCUGAGCACAUGUUCAGUGAUGCACCUGUCGAAAGGCUUGUUUAGCUCUGUCCCUAGAAAUGAGUAAGUUGAAUGUUAGCACCAUGCGUGUGGUGUGUCUUGUAUUGGAUGUUCUACAUUUUAGCUGCAACCAGUUCCUCUGCACCACCACUACCAUGAAGGGUGCUGGUAGUUGUGUACUAGUCCUAAGGGGCUGAAGGGCAACUAUGGUAAGAAAAACUCUGCAAUAGGAGUGGGUUUGAGAAGCUGCAACCUCACACCUCGCCCUAAUAAUCAGCAGGAAAAAUCCACUACAUUGAAUUUUGUUUGGCGUUUCCUUCAAGGUUGCCUUGAACCUAAGUGCAGAAGGGAAGUGGAAAGGACUACAGGCAUCAUUAUGUUAACAGGGAAGCUGUUCAUGCACUCUGAACAUGGUGAGGAGAGUCUUGGGAAACAUGUUGCCGGACUACUAGAUUCAUACUUGUGUCCUUGCUCAAAGUGCACACUUUGUGUGAGGACAAAAGAGAGACAGGCAGGUGGGUUUGUGUUCAAUAUUUUUGCAAAGUGUGCUGCUUAUUUAAACCUGCAUGAGAUGGGUCUGUUGCAUUGUUGACAGCUUCUCUGCAGAACCGUUAAAUGUGGUGCGAUUCACUGCCGCAUCACACUUGUCCGUAAACUCCCUAAAUCAGCGAUUCAGUCUAUCGUGUGAAUGGAGUUCUCAUUCGUGUCAGUUUUGCAUUUUCAUUCCUAAAGGUGUUCCUCUAGUUCCCCUUCGUAUGUGUGCGAUACAUAGCACAAGAAUAAUGAAUGUACAAAUAGCCCCAUUUAUUGCUCUGUUGAAUCCAGCUCUACUCACAAAGCACAUUGAGAUUGGCCAUCUCUGCAAGAACUUCCGUAGACAACUCAAUACCACAAGUUACUAUGUACAUUAGAGUCGAAAUUCAGCAGCCAUAAGUGGCCUAGCCAGUGACAUGUGGUAAAUGCUCACAGCUGGCAAAUGUUCUUGAAACAUGUCAGUUAUGUUACAGCCCUAGGCAGGCCUUCACACUGGCAUUUUUCUUUUUUUGUCUACUUUUGCACAAUGACAUGUCACCUUUUCCCUAACAAAUUACAUCUGUGUGAGAUGAGUGGCUCAUUAUCUGAGAUAAUUAUGAUACAAAUCUUACGGAACCAAUGUGGACUAUGAAUGGGAUGAAGAAACCCCUCAAACAGUUGUCAUGUGGAUUUUCCCUCCAUCUCAAUGAAUAUGUAAAGUUUAUUCUCUUAAGAAAAAGCUGGAGCAGAAGUGUUGGUAAACAGGACUUCAGGCGAUAACACAUUUCAUUGGUGUACAGCAAGCGAGUACACAAGGUUGUUCUGUAGUUGAAGAAAACAUACACUCGCCAACUGAAAAACAAAGAAAAAUGAAAAUGGUUUUUACGUUUUGACAUCCAGUACGGGUGCCUUGUUCACAAGACAUAUUGCGUUUACGUAUAGCUCAGGAAAGGGUCCCCAUGUCUGUUUUAUCGUGGCUGCCAUAGAUUGUAUGCAAAAUUAUUCAAGGAGCAGACAGUAUGGUAGUUUAUUUUCCUUUUCGAUGACUGAAGCCAAUUGCCAAUCAAUGCUGUGACCAGUUUUUCUCAUAAUGCUCUGCCCAUGCAUUAGACACUGUGUGCCCUUCUGCUAAAUCAUUGAUGUGCUGCUGUAGCCUUCUUUUUAAGUUUCCAAUUUCACCUACUGGCAGUCUCCUGCCACUCCUGGCAGUCUUGGCACAGAAUUUUGUAAAUGUAGAAAAAUGUAGAAAAAAACACACAACCUACAGACAUGAUAGCAUCAGAUUGUAAUUUUUAUAUAUGAGAAAACAUAAUUCUGUUAUGCGAAACUCAAGGAAACCCCUUUUCCAGCACUUCUACCAUUCAUAGACUGGCCACGGCGUCCGCCAUUUGCACGCGCUGGCGCACGAAUAUCUUGGGAGUCCAUGAAGCGGUGCGCCUGUUUCCUUGAAACACUUCCAGAUGGCGCUCGCCUCCACCGCAUCACAGCCCACGCAAAAGGCCGCGUUUCUAUCGAAGAGCCCACCUUUGUGCAUAGCGUUUCCCGGUAAAUAUUAGUUAUAUACACUGCAGUUGCUGGGAGGUGUGAGAAGCAGUCGGGGACAUUUGAAUGUUAUUGUGCUUUACUCUUAAGAGGAAGCUUUAGCUCGGGUGCUCCUAUCUAAAUACAUGUAAAAGGAGAAUUCGUUUUUCUCGGCAACCACUGCACCAAAUUUGACGGGGUUUGCUGCAUUUAAAAGAAAAGCUUAAAAUCUAGUGACUGUUGGUUUCGAAUUUUCGAUUUAGGUCGUGAAAUUUUUAUAAAAAUUUGGCAAAAAUCGAAAAUUUUCAGAAAACGAAACUAUCAAGAUUACAACUCCGUAACUCAGCAAGAAAAAUUGAUAUCGCAAUUCUGUGAAUUGUACCUGAUAGCACAUCUAAAGCGGACAAAAUUGAUAUGUUACACAUGAACUUCAAAAAAUGGAGUAAUGUGUAAUUACAACUUUUGCAGAACCUUUGUAAACAAUGUAACAAAUUCACGUAAGAUGUAAACUGACCUAUCAAAUUUGUCCGCUUUGAAUGGUCUAAUGGAUGCCGUUUACAGAAUCGCGAUAUCUGUUCUUGAUGCAGAGCUAUUAGCUUGUAAACUUCGUGCUUCUAUUUUUUUCAAACGUCUGAAUUUUUGAAAAUCCUUUUAACAAAAUUCAAGCCCUAAAUCGAAAUUCCGCUUCCAACAGUCACUAGAAUUUAACUUUCUCUUUCAAAUGCAACAGAUUUCAUUAAAAUCGGCCCAGGGGUUAUCUCAGAAAAACGUUUUUGCGUUUUUACAUGUAUUUGAAUAGGCCGCGUCGGAGUUGGGCCCGAGCUAAAGCUUCCUCUUAAAGGCAAAGCUUAGGCAUCCUUCAAGUUUUUUACUCAGACGACUUGCUGCUUUAGUUCGCAUGUGGGGAUGUGGCAGAUUUGCACUUUAUAAUCUUUGAAUAUUCUUGAAAUUAGCUCGCUCACCCCUCGUGCAUAAGGAAGUGAAGCCCACUUCCUUGUCGUUGCUCUGGCAGGAGGGUUAGCAGCACGCCUUUCUUCAGUCUUCAGCUCAAGUUUUCGUGCAACAGCAGUAGAACAUAAGUGUAUGCAUGGGAAAACAGUGUCAAUGCAAUUGAUCGUUUUUGCCCUAUGGGAUGGGGUGACUUAAAGUGCAGGUAUUCCCUGUUAUGCAUAGGCUUUCGAUGUAUGCUUGUUGAAAGGCUGGAUGCAGUGCAGUUGAUUUCAACAUCAAGGAAAGCAAUGUGGCCAUUUACUUCUUCAACAGUGAAUUCGAUUGUGCACGGAAACGAGUUUAGGUGUUCCACGAGAGGUGCAACAUCUUUGUGGCGGAUAACAUAAAAAUACUUGUCAGGAUGGAAUGUUGCCUAGGCUCUUCCUUCAACAGCUUCCAAUGCAAGAUUGGCACAAGCCACUGAGACUAAUGCCCUCGUCGCUGACCCAAACACCUGCCUGUAGAAUGAACCAUUGAAUGAGAAAUACGUGUUGCGUAAGUUAUAAUCAAGAAAGCAGCACAAGGUGUUGACCUCGAAUGGGGUGUGCGAAGGCAGAGAAGUGUCGCUGUGCAAUGCUGUUCUGCAGUAAUCAACAGCAUAGUCUACAGGUAUGUGCGUGAACAUUGACUUGACGCCAAAGGAGACCACAACGUUUUCGGAUUUCAAAGCCACGUUCUUGAUGUCGAUGAAGUCAAUGGAGUUGUUCAUGUACAUUGAUGUUCGUCCUACCAAGAGCUGAAUUACAUCAUGAGGAUAUCGAGAAAGCUGGUGCAAGGAGGAAUGUGUGAAAUGUGCAGUUGUCCGAAGCGGGGCAUCAGGCGUGUGAACCUUAGGAAGGCUGUAUAUCAUAGGGGCUGAGCCAGUGUGACAAAGCAGGUGGUAAUACAGAUGCUUGUUUUCCAGCAGUACAAACUUGAAGGCGUCAGUCAGUAGCUUUUGAAGUUCGGACGCGGUCUUUCUUGUAGGGUCCCAAUUGACUCUCCAAUACAUUGUUCCGUCCUGGAGAUGUGCCAUCAAUUUUUACUUUGUUUUCAUGAUUCCAAACAAUGGUUACAUUCCCCUUAAACGUUGGCGAAAUCAUGGCGUACUGGUUGUUCUGCAGCCUCUUCAUGGCUUCUCUAUCAAGGUUGCCAAGACUUGAUGUCGUAGCACUACGAAGCUUCAAAAGAGCCUCAAUGGCACAGGUACAUGCUUCACUUUGCAGAGCAGACUUGACUUGGCGUACGGCUUCUCCUGAACAUACCAUCUUGCGCAUAUCCGGAAUGGUACGAAUGUUAAAAUUGCGGCUGUGGCUUAGGAGCUGAAGCUUUGCGGCAUUGAGGUUUGACAAGUUGCAGACACCAGUCUGGCCGUGAGGGCAUUGAUAUUUCUAAAACAAAAACGUGUCUUCCUAGUACUGCUGCUGCGACUCAACAGAAACGAGUUGCAGCAGCAGUGCUAAUUGAAUGGAGUACAAUCUCGUGGAAUUCCGUGGAGGUGAGGCGCUCAAGCCUGCUGAAGAAAAUCUUGUUUUCCAGGCGCUUUGUGGUUGCCUUCGUCUCAAGGUUGCUUGCUUGUAAAAGGAGCUUUUCAUUAUGGUGGUUUUCCAUGCUAUUUGCAAAGUGCAAUGCGAUUGAGGGUUUGACAAGAGCUUGUCUGGUGAGAAAACAACAUGGUUGAAGAAAAUGUGCACUUACCAAUUGAAAAACAAAGAAAAACGAAAAUGUUUUUGAUGUUUCAGCACCCAAUACAGGUGUCUUUCUCACAUUUAUGAGUGCAAUUUUUUCUCAACGACACUUUCUUACCAGACGAGCUUUCGUCAAAUGGGCAAUUACAAGUUUAUGUAUAGUUGGCCACAGACGAUAAUGGGACAUGGGUUCCACGACAAUUUAAUAAAUUGCUGUGCACGUUGCAUAUUGCAGACCGAAGCUUGUAUACAAGUCUAUGUAUUCAGCCAGUUCACAGACCUUGUGACCCUUAAAGGGGCCCUGAACCACCCCUCGGGCUUGGUGAAAUAACAUAUUCCACAGGUGGCAUACGCUGCUGUGAACAUCUCGGCCAAGUUUUGCUGUCGUACGUGAAGAGCCCGCAAGCUGAUCGUGAAGUCACCUUUCUCUCAAACGCUCUUUUCAACAGAAGGCCCUAUUCUGGACUCUUUAUUAUGUCCUUCCCUUAGACAGCUGCUAUUGGCCAAUAGCUGACGUUAAGCUGCGGUCAGCUACAUGGUGUAGAUACUGCAGCCGCCAUGGGGUGCUACCACGAGUCCACUGGCUAAGUGCACUGUGCCUUACCAAGGAUAACUGCGUUUGGCUUAUGUAUGGCACGUCAUAGGCACCAAAGGCAGAAGUCGUGGCAUCUAUGUUAACAUCCAAAAUGAAAUUUGAACUGUGCGCCAUGGUGACAUAUAAAAGGCGGAGCACUGUGGGCACGUUCCACUGUGCCAUAGCCUUCAUAGUGCAAGGCACUGAAGAACGAAUGGGAGCACAGCGGAGGUGGUGUUUGAUUGCCAAUAACUCCGCUUCUGCUGAACGCAUUGCAGUACUUUCUGUGGCAAAGUACUUCUGAAAGAACCAAUUUUCACUUUAAAAUACCUUUCUUCAAUAAAAUGUGGUUCAGGGCCCCUUUAAACUGUUGUGCAACACAGUUCACUACUGCUGUUGUGGCACAACAGCAGUAGUGAACUGUCAAUGGCAUGGUCCUAUAUUGAACAAUGUGAACCUGAAGCACGGUACCUUCAAGAUGCUUUAUAUUUAAUUUGAGGUGGUGUUAACAAUUGGCUUAAAAGAUGCAAAUGGUCUUUUUUGGUGUUCAGAGUUCCUACAGUAUGCAUGUGAUCAUGUGCUGUAUAAAAAAAACUUGCUUCUUAGCUUUACUGUAUUUUGUAUUUUUUUAAGGACUAACAAAGUUUAUUGCAACAGUUAUGUACAUAUUUUCUUCACUGUCCAUAUGAAUUCCAGUGGCAUUGCUGUGCCAAAAUGAAUUUGUACAUGUGGCUUGGGAAUAAAUCGGACUGGUUUUUCUCCUGGAA
Molecule: messenger RNA, 6989 nt
Organism: Dermacentor andersoni
Lineage: Eukaryota; Metazoa; Arthropoda; Arachnida; Ixodida; Ixodidae
Gene: Pldn
Product: biogenesis of lysosomal organelles complex 1 subunit pallidin
Biological process (GO): intracellular transport
Cellular component (GO): transport vesicle; BLOC-1 complex
Source: RefSeq, a predicted model, not a curated record